Molecule: messenger RNA, 2448 nt
Organism: Chilo suppressalis (striped riceborer)
Lineage: Eukaryota; Metazoa; Arthropoda; Insecta; Lepidoptera; Crambidae
Source: the annotation of a GenBank genome assembly
AUGGGAGAGAUUGAAGAAUUUAACACUCUUGCCUUUGAGAAAAGGCUUAUGCAGCUAAAGGAUACUCAGGAGAGUAUUCAGUCAUUAUCUUCUUGGUGUUUGAAACAGAGGAGUCAUCAUAAAAAAAUUGUUUCUAGUUGGUUAAAUGUGCUGAAGAGAGUUAAGGUUGAACAGAGAUUGACUCUGUUUUAUUUAGCUAAUGAUGUUAUACAGUAUAGUAAAAGAAAGAAUUACGAGUUUGUUGAGAGUUGGGGCCUUAAUUUACAAAAGGCCACACCAUUAGUCAGAGAUGAGAAAGUACGACCAAAAAUACUCCGCAUAUUUAAAAUUUGGGAGCAAAGGUCAGUAUAUGAUGAUGAGUUCCUGUCUGAUCUCACUGGACUGCUAAGUGCUGGUGCCAUUAAAAAGACUGAUGAUGAUCCUCUGGACUUCCAGCCACAGCAACUUGUUAAUAAGAUAAAACAAUGUUCUGUAUUAGAAGCAGAUACUGAUUUGCGGUUAAAGUAUAUCCAUGAAAGCCAUUUGCAGCUUUCAGAUGCAGAUGCUUUGUGUUUAAAUCUUAAAGAGAGGAGCCACAAAGAUGAUGUAGAAAAGGAAUUAAAUGAAGGUAUUUCAUGUGUGGAGCGAUACACGCAAGCCUUGCAGAGGGAAAUAGUGGCCAGAGAAGCAUUACUCGCCCUGUUGACGUCUGCCACUCAGUACUAUUCUACUCAAAGAGGCGAAGUUAAAGUGGUUGCUUAUGCGUAUAAAAACUUCGGUGCUCGCGUGCGGGCAUUGAAACGUAAACUAGACGAGUUAAUACCGACUUUACCGAACGCGGCGCCUUCCCCCCCUCAAAGGGACGAAGAUGUGCCUUCCCCGGGUCCGGAUGAAGAUCUCGACCUCCCCGCACCCGUGGACAACGAUCAGGAUGACAUUUCGUACAACAUUGACCGAACAUUCAACACAUCCAUGGCAGCAGACGGCUCUCUCUACAACUUGGGUCUGUCAUCCUUCUUGAACAAUGACAAUGCGUUGUCUAUAUUCAGCGAUGCUGGGGAAAAUCAUAGCAAUGCCAACAAAAUAGAGGUUAUAAACAGCAGGCCGAAUGAGAAGCAAGACUUCAACAUCAACGACUUUCUGAAGACUUUGAUACCGAACGAAAACAGCACAAAUGCACCUGACAAUAUUUCAGUGGCCAGUGGAACGAUGUCUCAAAAGUCUCAAGACACAUUGCCCGGACUGGAUCUGCUAACUCCAGAUUCUACGGGAAAUCCACCACCUCCAACGUCCUUCUAUGGCUCAAUGGAUAACGUGAUCGAUUUAGAUCCUGAUCCACCAUAUCAGCCAGAAUCAGCCAGCCCUUGGAACAACGCAACAUGGAUUCCGCCUCCGGCCCCCGUGCCAAUGCCGGCUGCCGCGCCGCUAACCGUCCCCGCCCCGGUGCCGCCGCCCGCACCCGUUCCGGUUCCGGUUCCGGUGCCGGUUCCGAUUCCGGUGGCGGUUCCGGUUCCGGCGCCACUUUCGCCGCGCAACAUAUACGCCGAUACUCCAGAGUCUCCGCCGCCCGCGCCGCCUGUACCUGUUUCGUAUACCCGCGUGCCGACGUUAUCAACGGCGCCUCCGGUCUCAGAUGUGGAUCAUAGGGGAAUACUGCCGCCGCCACCACCGCCGCCUGCCUUACCGAUCUUAGGACAUAUGGAAGACGUAGACCAUAGAUUACUGCCUACUUUACCCCCAGCGCCGGUACCGGCUCCAGCCACUAGGCAUCAAGCGCCGCAACAAGACGUAGACCACAGGAAUCUUAUAUCGUUGACUCACCAACCACAGCCAAGAAUGCCGAGUCUGCCCCCCAGACCGGUGAAUCCAAUCAAUUUGGACCAGGAUUACAGGGUACCCCCUAUGGUUCCACCGAGCGAUAUAGUGGAGAGUGUCGACAUGGAUCUGUCUGACGAUGAAGAACAGGGUUAUUCUCAACAGUCUGAGCAUCCCAGACGCCACAGUUUCAACAAUAACAAAGUCUUAGUAGGCGGUGACAAUGGAAAAACAAAUCACAACCUAAUAAGAAUCAAUAGUACAGAGAAACCUUUGACUGCUCCUGCUGUACUGCCAAUGACAAACCCUUUCGAUAAUAUGCCAACUGGCUUAAAGAACUUUAAUAUGCCAUUCCCUAAUUUCCCACCUCCGGAAAGGGAAGCUGAAGAAAACUCAAAUGACAGUGCUUACGAAGAAGAUUUGAGAAGUAGAGGAAUGGAGCAGGAUAUAAGGAAUCCUUCUCCCCCCUAUGAAGAGUACCAGAACGAAUGGCAAGGUGCACAAAGGCCUUUCUUGCUCAAUCAAAGGUUUCCGAGAAAUUGGAGUCCGAGGAACAAUUUCAGGCCCCAAGGAUUUGGCCCACAGUUUUGGCCGAGGCAUUCUCCUAGGCCUCCUAAUAGAUUCGCGGGGCCAAGACCUCAACGGUUCUGGUGA